Molecule: messenger RNA, 243 nt
Organism: Acaulospora morrowiae
Lineage: Eukaryota; Fungi; Glomeromycota; Glomeromycetes; Diversisporales; Acaulosporaceae
Source: the annotation of a GenBank genome assembly
AUGGACCUGACUAAAAAGAAAAGAAAGGUUGUACCAAAGUCACUAUUAGUAAGGGAGGAUUACCUAGGAAUUGGUGAAGCUAUGUUAAGAAAGCAAGGAAAGGUUCUGAUCUCAAAUAAUGAAACCGAGAAGUCCUAUACUGACAAGAUUGAUAACAGACCUGAUAAUGAGAACAAAAAAACUGUUUUGCAAAUCAAAGAUCUGUAUAAAAAGAGAAAAAUGAAUAAAUAUGAGGAAGAAUAG